ACCGUCUCAACCCUUUGAACCUACAAAAUGAGUGACGACGAUGACUUUAUGAUGGAAGACGACGAAGAGGAAUAUGACUUCGACUACGAGGACGACGAGCAGGAAGAGCCCGACGUCGACUUAGAGAACAAAUACUAUAGCGCGAAAGCUCGCAAGGAAGAUGAUUCAGAGGCCGCCAUACAAGAGUUUCAAGAUGUUGUUAACACCGAGGAGGAGAAGGGCGAUUGGGGGUUCAAAGCUUUAAAGCAGAUGGUGAAGCUCUCAUUUCAGCUAGGCAGAUUUGAUGAUACUUUGCGAUAUUAUGAGGAGCUGUUGACAUAUACCAAAUCGGCUGUCACGCGCAACUACAGUGAGAAGAGUAUCAACAAUAUCCUCGAUUACGUGUCGUCGUCAGAUGACAUGUCCUUCAUGGAAAAGUUUUAUCAAACCACUCUCACUUCACUUGCUGAUUCCAAAAACGAUCGACUUUGGGUGAAGACCAACUUGAAGUUAGCCAAGUUAUGGCUGGACCGACAUGAAUAUUCGAGAUUAAACAAGAUUCUUCGACAACUUCAUGCAUCGUGCCAAAAAGAUGACGGAACGGAUGAUCAGCGGAAAGGCACACAUCUCCUGGAGAUUUUCGCUCUAGAAAUCCAAAUGUACACUGAGACUAAGAACAAGAAAAAGUUGAAGGAAGUUUAUCAGCAAUGCUUGCGUGUUAAAUCUGCUAUUCCACAUCCAAGAAUUAUGGGCGUAAUACGAGAAUGCGGUGGGAAGAUGCACAUGAGUGAAAAAUCGUGGGACCAAGCGCAGACGGAUUUUUUCGAAUCAUUCAAAAACUAUGAUGAAGCCGGCAGUGCCCAAAGAAUUCAGGUCUUGAAAUACUUGGUACUCGCCAAUAUGCUUACAGAAUCGCAAAUCAACCCGUUUGAUUCUCAAGAAACAAAACCAUACAAAAAUGACCCUCAAAUUGUCGCCAUGACUAACCUUGUCAGCGCGUAUCAGAAAAAGGAGAUUAGGGAGUUUGAAAAGAUUUUGAAAGAGAAUCAUAACGCCAUCAUGGGUGAUUCUUUCAUAAGAACCUACAUUGAUGAUGUUUUGAAGAACAUUCGAACGCAAGUUCUCAUUCGAUUGAUCAAGCCGUAUACUCGCAUUGAGAUCCCAUUUAUAUCUACGCAAUUGAACAUUCCCGUGGAGGAUGUCCAGGAGCUACUUGUUACCCUCAUUUUGGAUAAAAAGAUAUCCGGCCGCAUUGAUCAAGUCCAACAGCGAUUGGAGAUUCAACAAAAAUCAAGCGAUACUAAUCGAUAUGCAGCCAUGAACGAAUGGUCUAACAAUGUGGUGAAUGUGUACAAAGCAGUGCUCAACAAGGUCAACUAGCAAUAUACCGUAUGGACGAAGGGUUCUUGUGGACUAGAUGGAUCGGAAACAUUAUUCGUUUUCUUCCUGAUUCUUCCAUAGAGAAAACAUUGAAUGUCU
Messenger RNA from Umbelopsis ramanniana AG, 1458 nucleotides. RefSeq lists its product as uncharacterized. Gene Ontology annotation, biological process: protein deneddylation. The record is from RefSeq and is a predicted model, not a curated record. Gene Ontology annotation, cellular component: COP9 signalosome. The transcript has 14 exons. Bases 28 to 1359 code for a protein of 443 amino acids. NCBI's taxonomy places the organism in Eukaryota, Fungi, Mucoromycota, Umbelopsidomycetes, Umbelopsidales, Umbelopsidaceae.